UGCGAAAGGAACAUUAUUAAGCCAAACAAGAAACUGGGGACUAAUAGAAUCGAAGAAGAAACUUUUUAUGUAUAUAAAAAAGGGCACUGAUUGAGAAGGGAAACAAAAUGGUGUCAAAUACUUGUUACUGUUCCCGAUUCUUAGCUAUAAAUAGGAGUCUUCCUUCCAUUUAUCUUCAUUCAAAAUCUAAUCAACGUCGAAUUUCACUCUUCUUUAGAAGCAAGCAAAAUUUUCAGAAACGUGUAAGUUCUGGUAUUUCAGGCGUUGGGGUUUCCGGAGUUUCUAUCAAUCCAGCGCUAUCGGUAUUAUCUUUUAAGAGAGGUGAUUUAAAGCCACCUUUGAAGAAAGAAGGAGUAGAAGGAAUGACGAUAAAACCGGCGGUUAGGAUCUCCGAGAGGAAAUUAGUGGUAAAGGAGCGGACAAUCCUGACCGGAGUUCCCGAAAAUGUGAUCGCAACUUCCGGUACGGCAGCCGGUUCGGUGGAGGGGGUUUUCCUUGGUGCGGUUUUUGAUGAAGAGAACAGCAGGCAUGUGGUGCCCAUCGGGACUUUACGCGAUGUCCGGUUCAUGUCCUGCUUUAGGUUCAAGUUAUGGUGGAUGGCCCAGAAAAUGGGAGAUCAAGGCAAAGACGUUCCUCUCGAGACUCAAUUCCUUUUGGUGGAAACCAAAGAUGGGUCCCACCUGGACUCAACCGAAGAAAAUCAGAUUGUUUAUACCGUAUUCCUCCCUUUGAUUGAAGGCCCCUUUCGAGCCGUCCUACAAGGCAACCAAAACGACCAGCUCGAGCUGUGUUUAGAGAGCGGCGACGCCGACACCAAAGCGUCGUCGUUUACGCAUUCCGUUUAUAUCCACGCAGGCACCGACCCUUUCACUACAAUCACCGAAGCAAUCAGGGCCGUCAAAUUACAUCUCAAAACGUUCCGGCAACGUCACGAGAAAAAAUUACCUGGGAUUGUUGACUAUUUCGGGUGGUGCACCUGGGACGCUUUUUACCAGGACGUUACUCAAGAAGGGGUCGAAGCUGGGAUCGAGUCUUUAGCUGCCGGCGGGACCCCACCGAAGUUCGUGAUCAUCGACGACGGAUGGCAAUCUGUCGGCGGCGACGCCCGCGAAGAAGACAAAGCGUCCUCAUCGGCCGAUCAGGCUGAAACGAAACAACAGCCAUUGCUUCGCUUGACGGGGAUAAAAGAAAACGAGAAAUUCCAGAAGAAGGAUGAUCCAACUGUGGGGAUCAAAAACAUCGUCAACAUUGCGAAAGAAAAACACGGGUUAAAGUAUGUGUACGUUUGGCAUGCAAUUACGGGGUACUGGGGUGGAGUCCGCCCUGGAGUUGAGGAAAUGGAAGGAUACGGGUCUAGAAUCCGGUACCCAAUGGUUUCUAAGGGAGUGGUGGAUAAUGAACCGGGUUGGAAAACCGAUGCGAUAGCUGUUCAAGGGUUGGGUUUAGUGAACCCGAAAAAUGUGUACAAAUUUUACAACGAAUUGCACAGUUAUCUGGCGGAUGCGGGCAUAGAUGGAGUUAAGGUGGACGUGCAGUGCAUUUUAGAAACUCUUGGAGCUGAACUCGGUGGAAGGGUGGAGUUGACGAGGCAAUAUCAUCAGGCCCUUGACGCAUCGGUGGGGAGGAAUUUUCCUGACAAUGGGAUCAUCGCUUGCAUGAGCCAUAACACUGAUGCACUCUACUGUUCGAAACAGACGGCGGUGGUGAGAGCAUCAGAUGAUUUCUACCCGCGCGACCCGGUCUCGCACACCAUCCAUAUUGCAGCGGUGGCCUACAAUAGUGUUUUCCUUGGGGAAUUUAUGCAACCCGAUUGGGAUAUGUUCCACUCACUUCAUCCGGCUGCUGAGUACCAUGCCUCAGCCCGAGCUAUUAGCGGUGGCCCCGUCUAUGUCAGUGAUGCGCCUGGGAGACACAACUUUGAGCUUCUGAAGAAACUGGUGUUGCCUGAUGGGUCCAUUCUUCGUGCUCGUUUGCCUGGACGCCCCACACGCGACUGCUUGUUUACAGAUCCAGCUCGUGAUGGCGUUAGCUUGUUGAAGAUAUGGAACAUGAAUAAGUACACCGGAGUUCUAGUUGUUUACAACUGCCAAGGUGCAGCAUGGAACAGCGCGGCAAGGAAGAAUACUUUCCACCAAACCAAGACAGACUCCUUAUCAGGCCACGUAAAAGGUCAUGAUGUCCAUCUCAUUUCAGAGGCCUCAUUGGACCCUGAAUGGGCCGGUGACUCUGCAGUUUACUGUCACCAGACUGGUGAACUUAUCACCCUUCCAUACAAUGCUGCCAUGCCAGUGUCCCUCAAGGUCCUUGAGCAUGAAAUCUUCACAAUAACACCUAUCAAGCAUUUGGCUCCUGGAUUCAGUUUUGCACCCUUGGGACUCAUCAACAUGUACAACUCUGGUGGUGCCAUUGUGGAUUUAAAGUAUGAAGUUAAAGAUGGUGCCAAACUAUCUGAGCUUGAUAUUGAAUAUGGAGGUGAAAGCAGUGGUCUUCGUGUGAGGGCGGAGAAUUCUAGCAAUGAACUGGUGGGAAAAGUUUGCAUGGAAAUAAAAGGUUGUGGCAACUUUGGUGCUUAUUCAUCAGCCAAGCCAAGACAGUGCAGCGUUGGGUCCAGUGAAGUUCAGUUCGACUAUGAUUCGUUGUCGGGAUUGGUAAAGAUCAGCUUGGAAAAAUUGCCCGAGGAAGGGCCGAAAGUCCAUGUUGUUGAAGUUGAAUUAUGAGUUAGCUGCAGCAAAGUAGUGUAUCAGAUUUUUACCAUGACGGGAUCAUGUCGGAGAGUAGAUUUUGCUCUGGUUGGGGAUUUUCUCAAUAAAGUCCCUCCUAUUUUUUACCCAUUCAUUAGCUUUAUGUAUUGAUUUAUGUAUUAAGAUGAAGAAUUGGAAUAAUAGUUUCUACUUGCUAUUA
Messenger RNA from Gossypium raimondii (Peruvian cotton), 2901 nucleotides. Its product is annotated as probable galactinol--sucrose galactosyltransferase 6. Lineage: Eukaryota; Viridiplantae; Streptophyta; Magnoliopsida; Malvales; Malvaceae. Bases 108 to 2717 code for a protein of 869 amino acids. The record is from RefSeq and is a predicted model, not a curated record. The transcript has 5 exons.